AUGGCGGGCCACGACGAUCACUCCGACGACUUGGGCGGUGUUCGGAGGAGACACUCUGCCCAUUAUGACCACAACGACAUUGACAUGAUCCAUGCCCGCUACGAUGGCUCCUCGAGCGAACGCUCUCAAUCCAGCCCUUCGACGUCUGGAACCGACAUUCCUAGCCAUACCGUCCGCGAGUCUAGCGAACAACCUUCCCGAGUGCGAUUCUCCUUGCAAGAGCAAAGACCAGAUACCUCGUCGCGAGGGAAGGGAAGAGGAAGAGCGAGAUCGCGAGGCUACUCGCUCCGUAGUUCGCUCUUCCAGCGCAACAUUCACGAUCGAUCUGUCAACUCUCCCGCUUCGCCGUCCUCUAUCAUCGAGAUGGCCCCCAUUGGGCCUUCGAACCAAAAUGCAGCUUCUCAUACUCCAGUCACUCCUCAAUCGGGCAAGAAGAGCAUGGACACUGUGGUCGAGAUCGCUCAGAUGAACGACGACGACCGUGAUCUGGAAGAACAAGACGUCAAGCUUCGUGCAUUCGAACAGAGCCAGGGCGUGCAAGGCAUAGGAGCCCUGCCGCACUACCAGUCCUGGAUUCAGCAACACACUGCUCGCAACAAGACUUGGCGGUCUAUGAAGGCUGGAUAUCACAAAGCUAGAAAGUUUGUCUUGCGCAUCCAGGAGAUCCCGCCAACGAAAGACGGCAGACAUAUUGACCUGGACGCUUCUCGCAAGACUACGCUACUCGACGAACGGACUGGCAAAGCCUAUAUCACAAAUUACAUUCGUUCUAGUCGAUACACGGCUUGGAACUUUGUACCUCGUCAACUAUUCGCUCAGUUUUCUAAACUUGCUAAUUUCUAUUUCCUUUGUGUUUCUAUUCUACAAAUGAUACCCGGUCUCAGUACCACUGGAAGUGACGNNUAUACCACGAUUAUUCCCUUACUGUUUUUCGUUGCUCUAUCUAUGGGUAAAGAAGGUUACGACGAUCUACGACGUUAUCGCUUGGACAAGGUAGAGAACAACCGCGAAGCCUCUGUUCUACACGCAUAUCAGCCAGUACCCACAUCUGAAUCUCAAGUCGAAGAGGGAAAUGCUCACACCGAAGGCCCAAUCCACUGGGCAAAGACGAAGUGGCAAAACCUUCAGGUCGGCGACAUUGUCAAACUCGAGAGAGAUGAAUCUAUCCCAGCCGAUCUGGUUUUGCUGAGCUCGAGGGGCGCUAAUGGUAUCGCGUACAUCGAAACAAUGGCAUUGGAUGGAGAAACCAAUCUCAAGAGCAAACAGGCUCCAGUAAAUCUGGCUAAACAUUGUGCUACACCUGAAAACAUUGCUUCUUGCGAUGCCCAUUUCGUUGUCGAGGACCCGAACAUCGAUCUGUACAACUUCGAAGGCAAAGUGUCACUGGGAGGCGAAACGGCACCUUUGACCAACAACGAAAUCGUUUAUCGAGGCAGCAUCUUGAGAAACACUUCUGAGGCUUAUGGAAUGGUCAUCUACAGCGGUGAGGAGUGCAAGAUCCGAAUGAACUCCAACAAAAACCCUCGUAUCAAGGCUCCCACUCUACAGGCUAUUGUCAACAAAGUUGUCAUUGUCAUCGUUAUCUUUGUCAUUCUCCUGGCGAUCUUCAACACAGUGGCAUAUCAAGUCUGGCGCAGCGGUACAGAAGUCAACUCAUGGUAUCUCAUCAACGCCAGAGUCGCCUUCUUCCCGAUCCUGACCAGUUUCAUCAUCAUGUUCAACACGAUGAUCCCUCUCUCACUCUAUGUUUCUAUGGAGAUUGUCAAAGUCUGGCAGAUGAUUCUGCUUAACGACAUUGACAUGUACGACGAAGUCACCGACACACCAUUUGAGGCGCGAACAUCAACCAUCAACGAAGAGCUGGGUCAGGUUAGCUAUGUGUUUUCUGACAAGACCGGUACUUUGACAGACAACAUGAUGAAGUUUCGCAAACUCAGUGUCGCGGGUACGGCUUGGUUGCACGACGUCGACUUGCAGGAUAAGCAAGAUGAUUCCGAAAUGCUUAUCCACAAGAAGAGAAGCCGCAAGGGCAAGGGCAAGAAGCCGGUUCGCAAGUCGACUACCUCUAUCAUGACCUCCACGCACAAGUUCGAUGGCGCAGACGACCAGAUUGAGUUCACCGAACAUGGUCGUAAGUCGACUUCACAGUGGACCUCAUCUGCAAGACCCGGAAAGGCUCAGCCUGAGCUCAGCACACAGACCAUGAUUCGCUACAUACAACGAAAGCCUUUCACACUAUUUGCANAAAAGGCUCGUAUGCUCCUGUUGUCUAUGGCAUUGUGUCAUACAUGCUUGCCUGAGACACAAGAUAAUGGUGAAGUAGACUUUCAGGCAUCCUCGCCCGAUGAGCUUGCCCUUGUGAGAGCAGCACAAGAGCUCGGAUAUCUCGCCGUAAACCGAGAAUCUGCGACCCUGACCAUCAAGACUUUUCCUAAUGGCAUGAACCAAGAACCUGUUCUGGAGCAGUACGAGAUCAUGGAUGUCAUCGAAUUCUCCAGCAAGCGGAAGCGAAUGUCUGUUACCGUUCGCUUCCCUGACGGACGUGUCUGUGUGGUUUGCAAAGGAGCUGACACCAUUGUCAUGCAACGCCUUAAGCUCGCUUCUCUAGCAAAUCAGAAGAUGGUCGAAAUUGAGAAGCGGACGAGCAUGCGCAAAAGCAUGGAAGCCCAAGAAGCUAUACGUCGUAGAGGUGAACAACAUGAGCGUUCGAGCUUCGCAAGACCCAGCUUUUCGAGACCAAGCUUCUCGAUGUCGAUUGGCCGACCUAGUAUAGGUGGUAUUCCUCGUACCAGCAUGGGAAACCCUAGACUGCAGCCUAUCCGCGAUGAGCUCAAUAACUGGCUCAAGGAACGCGAGAGCGAGGUCAACGUGUCGAACGAUGAGGAGACGAGUGUGCAUUACUCUCCACGACCCUCGACUCAUAUGCACAGUCGACACUCACUUGCUCCCUCUGAAGCUCGUAGCUCGCUGCAGUACGAUGAGUUCGAGCAGGAUGAGCUUGUUGAAGAGUCUCUUGUCACGGACGAGGCUACAGUACUUGAACGCUGCUUCCAACACAUCAAUGACUUUGCUACUGAGGGCCUUCGCACACUGCUCUACGGAUACCGAUUCCUUGAUGAGCAGGAGUACCUAGGGUGGAAGAAGGUUUACCAUGACGCCACAACAAGUCUCGUAAACCGUCAAAAGAUGAUUGAGGACGCAGGCGAGAUCAUUGAAAGAGACCUUGAUCUUGGUGGUGCCACUGCCAUUGAGGAUAAGCUCCAAAAAGGUGUACCGGAAGCCAUUGACAAACUCAGACGUGCCAACAUCAAGAUGUGGAUGUUAACAGGUGACAAGAGAGAAACAGCCAUCAACAUUGGUCACUCUUGUCGUCUCAUCAAGGACUAUUCGGCCGUCACAAUCCUGGACCAUGAGACCGGACAAGUCGAGCAACGUAUUGCAACCACCAUCCUUGAUAUCAACAACAACAAGGUAGCACACUCGGUCGUAGUCGUUGAUGGCCAGACACUGGCUCUGAUUGAGGACGAUGAGUAUUUGCAUAAGCUCUUCUUUGAGCUUGCAGUUCUUGCAGACUCGGUCAUCUGUUGCCGUGCAUCUCCAAGUCAANAAGCAGGCCUUGUGUCGGCUGUGCGACGAAAGGUCAAGAACAGUAUCACGCUAGCCAUAGGAGACGGCGCGAAUGAUAUUGCUAUGAUUCAAGAAGCACACGUCGGUAUCGGUAUCACCGGAAAAGAAGGUCUGCAAGCAGCUCGCACCUCGGAUUAUUCCAUUGCUCAAUUCCGCUUUCUCGUAAAGCUGCUCUUGGUCCAUGGGCGCUGGAAUUAUAUCCGUAUAUGCAAAUACACCGUCGGCACAUUCUGGAAGGAGUUCCUCUUCUAUCUUACCCAAGCACUCUAUCAACGCUGGACUGGCUACACUGGCACAUCAUUGUACGAAUCUUGGUCGCUAAGUAUGUUCAACACGCUGUUCACCAGUCUUCCGGUCAUCUUUAUGGGCGUGUUCGAGAAGGAUCUUUUGCCCCAGACUCUGAUAGCCGUGCCUGAACUGUACACCAAAGGUCAGCGGAACGGAGGCUUCAACUUCAAGAUUUUCUUCGCUUGGAUCUUUAUGGCAUCGAGCGAGGCCAUUAUGAUAUUCUUUAUCAUGUUUGGACUCUAUGCCCAGGCCGCCUUCACCAAGGACCAAGGACUAUACGCCAUCGGAUCUUUGACAUUUACUGCAAGUAUCAUUUUGAUCUCCAUGAAGCUGCAAGUCAUAGAGAACCACAACAAGUCCAUCAUGGCCGUGAUAGCCUGUGUGCUGUCUAUAGGCGGAUGGUUCCUAUGGAUGAUCAUCCUCGCCUCGAUCUAUGCGCAAAAUUACACUUACAAUGUCAAAGACAGCUUCUUUGUCCGAUUCGGCGACAACUUGCUCUGGUGGCUCACUCUGCUGCUGAUUGUUGUAGCAACCAUGUGGUUCGAAUUUGGAGUCAAGAGCUUCAAAGCAGCAUACUUUGCGACCGACGUGGAUCUCUUCCAACUCUACGAACGCGACUUGGAGAUCCGAAAGCGAUUUGAAGAAGCAGCUGCGAUGGAACUGCAAGCGGGUUGGCAUCACGGCAGCAAGAAAUCGAGUUUCGAGCAGCAGCGCGAGGAAGAAGCGCAAGCAAUGCGUGAGAACGAAAUUGAAGAUCUUCUGAACAGGCCGCGAGUUAUGGAGGAAGGAGGUGCGAAAGCGGGUGUGGUGUUGGAAGAGCAGAGAGUGUUUGUUGAGGACGGGCCUAAGAGGCCUUCAACCGACAUUCAAGAGAUGCUGUCAAGAAGAUUUGGAUCAGUCAAGCAAGGAGGUAUCGAUAUGGAUAAGAAGUAA
Aureobasidium musti is the source of this 4848-nucleotide messenger RNA. The record is from the annotation of a GenBank genome assembly. NCBI's taxonomy places the organism in Eukaryota, Fungi, Ascomycota, Dothideomycetes, Dothideales, Saccotheciaceae.